Penicillium expansum is the source of this 846-nucleotide messenger RNA. RefSeq lists its product as uncharacterized. The coding region runs from base 1 to 846 and encodes 281 amino acids. Lineage: Eukaryota; Fungi; Ascomycota; Eurotiomycetes; Eurotiales; Aspergillaceae. The record is from RefSeq and is a predicted model, not a curated record. The transcript has a single exon.
AUGGCCUCUUCAGCGCCAUUCGCGAAACGGUCCCUCUCUGAGCAAGGACCUCCGGGCGAUGAUCCGCUAAGCUCGCCCGUGAAACGGCGCCGGGUCAAUUCCGCCGAGGAUAUGCCCAUUGAGACAAAUAUCAUGCCAGAAGGCCUCGGAGACCUCAUACCCCGAACGAUAUCAGAAACAGAGGCCUCGAUCGAACGUGCCUCUAGCUUAAGAAGUUCAUUCAGGGAUGACAACUUGACAAUAGAAUGCAAUUGCUCACCAUUGCGCGGUCGAUCCGACUAUCGUGUCUGGCGCCACAAAAUGAGCCUAAUUCUGAGUCGCAAUCUACUUUUGGAUUUGGUUGAGGGCAAAAUCGGUCAACUUCCUCGAUCACAUUACUUGGAAAGGCAAUUAGACAACCUGAACGAGGUGGCCAGGGAAAUCAUUAAUACAAACCUUUCUCCCACUACCAGGCUGAUUGUUCGCAACAUUCGAAACCCACAGAAGAUGUGGGAGAAGCUGGAAAAACACUGCAAACCUUCUGAUUGGAGUACGGUGCGAUCUGGCUGGCUUGAGUUGCAGAAUAUCAAAUACAGCCAAUGUUAUGAUAUCUGGGAGUACGUGCAUAAGGUUGACGAUGCAUGGAGAUGCAUCUGCCUUGACCGGGAAGAUAUUCUUGAAAAACACGAAUUUGCGCGUUGUGCUAGCCUCAUGUGCUCCUUGGAUACACCCAAGUGGGAAACUUGGAAGAUGGGGUUUCUCUCUAGCCGCAAUAUUAAUAUGCCGAGCUGGGCAGGCUUGGUGGAGAGCUUGACCUCAGCUGAGGACAAUGGCAUUGUGUCUGAUUUGAUUGGCAUUGCAAUCUGA